AUGGUGGUGGGCGCCUUUCCCAUAGCUAAGCUCCUGUAUCUGGGGGUCCGGCAGAUCAGCAAGCCGCUGGCCAACCGGAUUAAGGCGGGGGCCCGCCGGAGCGACUUCUUCCGGACCUACGUCUGCCUUCCGCCUGCCCAGUUCUAUCACUGGGUGGAGAUGCGAGCGAAGAUGAGGAUUAUGGGAUUCCGUGGCGCGCGGCCAUUAAGCCCCUGAAUGAAGAAGCGGCAGCGGAUCUGGGGGGGCAGGAGCUUCUGGGAGAAGCCAUCGUCUUCCUGGUGGGAGGCGGGGGCAGUCUGGUAUUGAGUAUUCCCGGCAGGCGACCAAUAGCCAGGUCGGAAGGAGGAGGAGCUGGAGGCCAGACUGGGCGCCAUGGAGCGGAGAUCGCCCGCCUGGGCCUGCACAGCGAGGAGCUGGACGCCACGAGCGCGAUCCGCAGAGAGACAACAAAUGGCAGCCAAGUGA
Messenger RNA from Staurois parvus, 465 nucleotides. The record is from the annotation of a GenBank genome assembly. NCBI's taxonomy places the organism in Eukaryota, Metazoa, Chordata, Amphibia, Anura, Ranidae.